AUGACCGGUCGCGGUCCUCUGGCGAUUGGUCAUUUUGAAGUAGAUUCGGAUUUCCAGGUAGUGACCGGUCGCUUUCAACCUACGACCAGUCGCUUUCAGGCAGAGUCUGGGGCCACCGGUCGCUCACAACCUACGACCAGUCGUCUUCAGGCAGAGUCUUGGGCGACCAGUCGCUCGCAUCCUGUGACCAAUUGUUUUCAAUUUGUGAUGAUUCUGAAGGAAAAAAUUCUGAAAUGUGAGAAGUGUUGGCAUCGCGAUCCUCCUCCUGUAUAA
Messenger RNA from Prunus armeniaca (apricot), 273 nucleotides. NCBI's taxonomy places the organism in Eukaryota, Viridiplantae, Streptophyta, Magnoliopsida, Rosales, Rosaceae. The record is from the annotation of a GenBank genome assembly.